Messenger RNA from Encephalitozoon intestinalis ATCC 50506, 1431 nucleotides. RefSeq names its product phosphohydrolase-like protein. Gene Ontology annotation, molecular function: dGTPase activity. The transcript has a single exon. The record is from RefSeq and is a predicted model, not a curated record. Gene Ontology annotation, biological process: dGTP catabolic process. Lineage: Eukaryota; Fungi; Microsporidia; Unikaryonidae. The coding region runs from base 1 to 1431 and encodes 476 amino acids.
AUGAAACUUCUUCUUUUUUUCGGCCUAGUUCUCUCUUCCUACGCUGACCCUCUCUACCGCCUCUUCCUUCCGGACCUCCAGGAUCCACCUCAUCCACUCAUAGAAGACCUUCUUUGCCAUCCCCUUUUCUCCAGACUCCACCGUGUCGCUCAGCUCUCCUCCCUCAAGUUUUUUUUUCCCCAUGGCAACAUCCAUAGGGCUGCCCAUUCCAGAGGUUCUUCUAUUGCCGCUUCCAUAUACAUCAAUGCUCUCAACCAGAACUCUCCUCCGACUUCCCGUAUCUCUCCUCUCCAAUCUCUUGCGGUUCAGGUUGCUGCCCUUCUCCAUGAUAUUGGCCAUGGCCCCUACUCUCAUGUCUUCCAACGAGCCUAUUCCUCCCAUUGCCCUCCCCUCAAACCCUGGUCUCAUGAGCUUCAGUCUACUCGAAUUGCAUGCCAUCUUUUUAACGAGCUUCGUCUUGUUUCUAAGUACAACCUCCCUAACGACUUUUUGUAUGCCGUCUGUGAUAUGAUCCUAGGAAUCUCCCCGAGGCGGCAUGCUCGCAAAUACGGUGCAUCUUCUCAUUUCAGCUCUUAUGUUAUUUUCACCAUUGUCAAUGGUGAUCUUCAAGAUUCUCUAGAUGUGGACAAGUUCGACUACAUGAGACGGGAUUCUCGAAUGUGCUGCCACCCCUCCUAUGCUCGCAUUGUUGACAACGCCGUUUGUGAAAUCAUCCUUAACUCGCGUAUUCUCAACGAUCGUAUUGUUUACUCCUCUCGUGCAGCACCUGCUCUUGCAGUUUUUGCCCAUUGUGUUUACCUCAAUUACCGCUACCUUUACUAUCAUCCCCAUGCCCAUGGUCUUAACCUACUGAUCCACCGCAUCUUCGAAGAACUCAUACCCCGGCACCCUCAUCUUUUCAACCUUCGAGAUCUCCAUGCCUUUUUGGCUCUUGAUGACAACCUCCUUGAUGGUUUCUCCGACAUCCAUCCAGACCUACAGUCCCUUAUUGGAAGGUUCCAUGCCAGGAUUCCUUACCUCUUUCUUGCUUACAGAGACCUUCCCGACUCUUCUGCCCUUAAUAAUGCCAAACAAGCCUUCCUCCAUGCUCUCCGAGAUUCCCCUUACAUUCAACCAUACGACUACGUUCUUGAUUCUUGCCACUUCGCUCAUAUUAUUAGAAAUCCUCUGCACACAAAUAUCUUACGCCGUGUUGUUUUUUAUGACCUUUCCGACCCCGAGGAGUCCUUCUUUCUCUUCCAACCCUACCUUCAGGACCUUCUAAAUUCCUCUCCCUCCGAGCUCUUUUUCUCAUCUAAAGAAAUCUAUUACUCUUUUGCUGUUCCCUUCCAUGAGACUUGUAUUCAACUUAGGCUCUAUUGUACGUCACAAGAUCCUAAAAAAUCUGCCCUCCUUCUUGAAAUUUUCAACCACGCUCUUCCUCUUGAUUAA